This is a messenger RNA of Pelobates cultripes (western spadefoot toad), 590 nucleotides long. Lineage: Eukaryota; Metazoa; Chordata; Amphibia; Anura; Pelobatidae. The record is from the annotation of a GenBank genome assembly.
CUCCGCCACUAUGGAAACUAAACGAUCUACUUCUAAACAAAAAGGAGGUUAUAGAGACUCUGAAAGACUGUGCUAAGUCAUACCUUGCAGACAACAAAGGACAAGACACAAAACCAGAAAUAAUAUGGGAAGCGCACAAAUGUGUACUCAGAGGCGAACUCAUUCAAAUAGCAAAAGCCCAGAAAAGAUUGAGAGAAGCCCGAGUACGGUGCCUAACCCGAGACAUUCAAAUCUUAGAAACCAAACACCAGGUAGACACAUCAUUACAGACAUAUAAGGCACUGACCACCACGCUACAACUUCACGCGAAACGCUCACUACACAAGACAAAACACACAUACUUCACUAAAGGAGGGAAAUGUGGACAUUUACUAUCACAAUCACUGGCGCAACAGAGGCAAACAACGUUUAUCCCAGACAUAAGACUCCUUGACGGCACUUUGACCCAGAGAAUGCCAGACAAAAUCCAGGAAUUCCUCUCGAACAGAAUAAAGAACUCACUGCUGCGUAAUGUAGUGGAGUUCUUAGACAGCCCCAUCAAGAAUGAAGAAUUCUUCUCAGUGGCUUCACGGGCAAAUACUAUAAGUUGA